UUGCAGCUAUGGGAGUUCUUAAUGGACCGUGGUCGUGUUGUCGAUGUAUUGCAGAUUGCCUCAAGUUCUUAAAAGAAAUACCUUCUGCAACAACAAAUGAUGCAUCUGCCAAUCCUUUCCAACAUUCCAGCUCUGUCAUGAAUCUUUAUCUAGAGACAAGUUCUACUCUUUUGAAGGUCUUGGGAUGGCCAUGUUCGGUCUCGGUAAGAUCAUUGAUAUGCUCAUCAUGUUCAGUCUCGGUAAGAUCAUUGAUAUGCUCAUUCGACGUGAGGGGUGUCAUCAAGAAAUAUGACAGUCCCGAACAAAUUCUUGAAGAAUUCUUUCAUUUAAGACUUGAGUUCUAUGUAAAGAGAAAGGUGAGCUUUGAUCUAGGCCCCCCAUUUUUUCUUUUUGGUAAUUGAGAAGAUGGUAGUAUU
Messenger RNA from Magnolia sinica, 416 nucleotides. RefSeq lists its product as uncharacterized. The record is from RefSeq and is a predicted model, not a curated record. NCBI's taxonomy places the organism in Eukaryota, Viridiplantae, Streptophyta, Magnoliopsida, Magnoliales, Magnoliaceae. The coding region runs from base 9 to 401 and encodes 130 amino acids. Gene Ontology annotation, biological process: nuclear-transcribed mRNA catabolic process, deadenylation-dependent decay. Gene Ontology annotation, cellular component: CCR4-NOT core complex; P-body. Gene Ontology annotation, molecular function: molecular adaptor activity. The transcript is spliced from 4 exons.